GGAAAAACAUUUACCUUGUUGGAUAAACCAAUUCAUAUUAGGAGCGGAGCGAUCCACUAUUUUCGGGUCGUCCCAGAAUAUUGGCGUGACCGUUUACUAAAGAUGAAGGCUUUUGGCUUAAAUACUGUGGAAACUUAUGUACCAUGGAAUUUACAUGAACCGGUACCAGGUCAAUUUGAUUAUACAGGGAUACUAAAUGUCAGAAAAUUCAUCUUGCUUGCACAAGAGCUCGGUUUUUACGUUAUCCUCAGGCCUGGACCUUAUAUUUGUGCCGAAUGGGAGUUUGGUGGCAUGCCAAGCUGGUUACUAAGUGAUAAGAAUAUGCAAGUUCGGUCAACUUAUAAGCCUUUCAAAGAUGCCGUUAACCGAUUUUUCGACGGCUUCAUUCCAGAGAUUAAAUCUCUUCAGGCAUCCAAAGGGGGGCCCAUCAUCGCAGUCCAAGUUGAAAAUGAAUAUGGUAGCUAUGGAAGCGACGAAGAAUACAUGCAAUUUAUACGUGAUGCCCUUAUCAAUCGCGGAAUCGUUGAACUACUGGUAACUAGUGACAACUCGGAAGGAAUAAAACAUGGUGGUGCACCCGGAGUGCUGAAAACAUAUAAUUUCCAAGGCCAUGCAAAAUCUCAUCUUUCCAUUUUAGAAAGAUUGCAGGAUGCGCCUAGUAUUGUAAUGGAAUUCUGGAGUGGUUGGUUUGAUCAUUGGGGUGAAAAAAACCAUCAAGUGCAUACUAUUGCUCAUGUUACAAAUACAUUUAAAGAUAUAUUAGACUGUGAUGCAUCUUUCAACUUUUAUGUAUUUCAUGGCGGUACGAAUUUUGGCUUUAUGAACGGGGCCAAUUUUAUCGAUUUUUUCUCUUACUAUCUACCAACUGUUACGAGUUAUGACUAUGAUGCACCGUUAUCCGAAGCAGGUGAUAUAACUGAAAAGUAUAUGGAAUUACGAAAAAUUAUGAUUGACAAAUUACCUGAGAUACCACCUUCCAGUAAAAAAUUUCACUACGGGAAUAUCAAAAUGGAUUCCUCAAUCGCUUUACUAGAUACUCUACCUUACCUUGAUAAGCCUGUUACACUCUCAAAAGUUGUUCCAAUGGAAUUUCUUCCCAUUCGUAAUGGUACUGGUCAAAGCUAUGGUUAUAUCUUAUAUAGGCAUAAACUAGCCAAACCAAUAAGUAAUCUUCGAAUUGAGGGAAUCCGCGACUUUGCUAUCCCUCAAAAAGGAGCAAUUGUAGAUAUUUUAGUUGAAAAUUGCGGACGUGUAAACUUCGGCAGUAUAUUAAAUACUGAAAGAAAGGGUAUUCUUGGUAGUGUUUACGCUAAUAUGAAGGAAUUAAAAGGAUGGACAAUAUUUUCUCUAGAUUUCGAUACUGCAUAUGUUAAUAAAGUUCGCAAUACACUAAAAGGCGGAAAGACUCAAAGCAAUAGAAGCUUCGUACCAUCCAUUUAUAGAGGAGAACUAGAGAUAUCUGAUAACCCUUAUGAUUCUUUUCUUACUCUAGAGGGUUGGGGAAAAGGAAUAUGUUUCAUUAAUGGUUUUAAUGUUGGUCGCUACUGGAAGAUAGGUCCACAACAAUCUCUAUAUAUACCCGCACCAUUACUAAAAAAAGGCAAAAAUGAGGUACUUGCUAUUAGCGAA
This is a messenger RNA of Trichoplax adhaerens, 1629 nucleotides long. RefSeq lists its product as uncharacterized. The annotation marks the transcript as partial. Lineage: Eukaryota; Metazoa; Placozoa; Uniplacotomia; Trichoplacea; Trichoplacidae. Gene Ontology annotation, molecular function: beta-galactosidase activity. Gene Ontology annotation, cellular component: vacuole. Gene Ontology annotation, biological process: carbohydrate metabolic process. The transcript has 16 exons. The record is from RefSeq and is a predicted model, not a curated record.